Molecule: messenger RNA, 1527 nt
Organism: Microdochium trichocladiopsis
Lineage: Eukaryota; Fungi; Ascomycota; Sordariomycetes; Xylariales; Microdochiaceae
Product: Tannase/feruloyl esterase
Exons: 1
Coding region: 1-1527 (508 amino acids)
Source: RefSeq, a predicted model, not a curated record
AUGCUUUCGAAAAACGUUGGGCUGGUUGGAUUCACGUUGGCUCGAGUGAGUUUGGCCGCUCCGCAAGCUACCAAAUGUGCCUCAUUAUCACUCGACGGCACUCCGCCUGGCACUUCAUUGAUCAACAUCACUUCGACUGAAAGAUACCAUGUGACAGUCGAAAACACAUUGUUCAACAGCACGGGCACCGUCUCAGACAUCAGCUUCUGUGAUGUCCAGCUGUACCUGACGCACGGUGAUGCUGGCGACGAGGUCCGCAUCGCUGUGUGGCUGCCCCUCGAGGGCUGGAACGGCCGCUUCAUGGGCACGGGCGGAGGCGGCUUCAAUGCCGGGCUCUUUGAUCCAGCCCUGGCCGACGGUAUUCAGGGCGGCUUCGCGGCUGCUGCAACCGACGCAGGCGUUGGCCUCGCCAACGACCCAGGGCCAUGGGCCGACUCGAAGCAGCUGGUCACCAACUUUGUGCACCUGAGCGUGCACGAGAUGACGAUUGUGGGCAAGGCGUUAACGGCCAAAUUCUACGACCAGAAGCCGGCUUACAGCUACUGGCACGGCUGCAGCCAAGGCGGGCGUCAGGGCUACGUGGAAGCCGUGCAGUAUCCCAACGACUACGACGGCAUCUCAGCCCAUGCGCCUGCCAUCAAUUGGGAUCGCCUCAUGCCGGGAUUCCUGUGGCCCUAUUUGAAGAAUCUAGAGACUCCUCUCCCCGCCUGCAAGUUUAUUGCCAUGACUGCUGCCUCCAUCUCGGCGUGCGAUCUCUUAGACGGAGGUGCGGAUGGACUCAUUGGUCACCCGCCAGACUGCAAGUUUGAUGCGCAGACACUAGUCGGCACAGAGGUACAAGACUGUGUCAGCGACAAGCGCAUAACCAAAGAGGAAGCCAAAGCCUGGAACAGUAUUCUCCUGGGGCCGCAGACGCCAGACGGCAAGAGAUUCUGGUACGGAAUGGAACCGGGAACGGAUUUGUCCUUUGUUGUUCCAGCACCUUUCCAACCUGCCGAAAGCUGGUUGCAGGACUUCAUCAUGGACGACCCAGAAUUCAACUCUUCCAGCCUUACCUAUAAGACGUACCUGAGCGCGUUUGCCACGUCUGUAGCCAAGUUUGGCAAGACCUGGGGGUCGACCGACGCCGACCUGUCCCCUUUCCAAAGGCGCGGCGGCAAGCUACUCACCUUCCACGGCUGGGCGGACCAGUCCAUUCCUGCCAAAAGCACAAUCGAGUACUGGGAGCGCGUGCGCCAGGCGUUCAGACCAGGGGGCACCUCUGUUCCGCCCGGAGGAAGCAACGUCGACGAUUUCUAUCGCUUGUUCAUGGCGCCCGGGGUCGGGCACUGCGCAAAUUUUGGCUAUGGGCCUGGUCCUCUGUAUCUUGUCGACGCGCUAGUCCAGUGGGUAGAGCAUGGGAAGGCGCCGGAGACCCUGUUCGCGGCUGGGUUUGGGCAAACUCGGAACCUGUGUCUUCAUCCGCGAAAAUCAAAGUACAAGGGCAGGGGUAAGGUCGAAGACGCCAGUAGCUGGACGUGUGUUUAG